This is a messenger RNA of Erythranthe guttata (spotted monkey flower), 2553 nucleotides long. RefSeq names its product calcium-dependent protein kinase 7. Gene Ontology annotation, biological process: protein phosphorylation. NCBI's taxonomy places the organism in Eukaryota, Viridiplantae, Streptophyta, Magnoliopsida, Lamiales, Phrymaceae. The record is from RefSeq and is a predicted model, not a curated record. Gene Ontology annotation, molecular function: calcium ion binding; protein kinase activity; ATP binding.
UCUAGAGAGAGAAAGAGAGAGAGAGGAUUAGGAGGUUGAUGAGAGAGACAAAUCUCUGCAAAAAAACAGCUUUUUUGAGUCUCUCUCUCUUUUCCCCUGAACGCAGAUUCCGAUUCCGACCUUCAUCAGUUCUUCGUUCACAAAUUCAAACAAUCCAUGUUUACAUUUGUUUUUGAUUUCAAUCAGUUGCUUUUUGUCCACAUUUUCUCACCAAAAAAUCCCGAGAAAAAUUAAAUAAAGUUAUUCAAUCCUGCAUUUUUCUAAUUUCUUUUUAGGUUUCUGUAAUCCCUAAUUGGUGAUUCCAAAAUCAGAUUCUGUGUCUUCGUUGCGUAAAAUUAUAAUUCCUUGUUCCAUUGUUCGUGGAAAUUCUGCUUGUAAAAAAAACACAGGUGUUUGUUUGUUUUUUUUUUUUUUCACGAUCGUAUUUCGUGAAUUCCGUCGAUAACAAAUCAAUUAUAUUUCUGAAAUCGAGAUUGUAAUUCCGAUUCCCAAAUCAUGGGGAACUGCUGCGCCACACCACCUUCGCAUUCCACCGACGCGAAGAAGAAGAGGAACAACAAACCCAAUCCAUUCUCAAUCGAUUACGGCGCCAGCCACAAAUCCAACGGUCCGAACAACCUCGUUGUGCUGAAGGAUCCGACGGGCCACAACAUCACGGCCCGAUACGAUCUGGGGCGGGAGCUGGGGAGAGGCGAAUUUGGGGUUACUUAUCUGUGCACUGAUAUCGAAACCGGUGAGAGAUUAGCUUGCAAGUCGAUAUCGAAGAAGAAGCUCAGGACAGCUGUCGAUAUCGAAGAUGUGAGGAGGGAGGUAGAAAUCAUGAGGCGUAUGCCUAAGCACCCGAAUAUUGUGACGUUGAAGGACACUUACGAAGACGAUAGUGCGGUGCAUAUUGUUAUGGAAUUAUGCGAAGGGGGUGAAUUGUUCGAUCGGAUUGUGGCGAGAGGGCAUUAUACGGAGAGGGCUGCUGCUCUUGUUAUGAGGACUAUUGUCGAAGUCGUGCAGGUCUGCCAUCAGCAAGGAGUGAUGCAUCGUGAUCUGAAACCAGAAAAUUUUCUUUUUGCAAAUAAGAAAGAAACGAGCCCCCUAAAAGCAAUUGACUUUGGUCUAUCAGUUUUCUUCAAACCUGGCGAACAGUUCAAUGAGAUUGUUGGAAGCCCUUAUUACAUGGCUCCAGAGGUACUGAAACGUAAUUACGGACCAGAGGUUGAUGUUUGGAGUGCUGGAGUUAUCCUAUAUAUUUUACUUUGCGGUGUUCCUCCAUUUUGGGCAGAAACCGAGCAAGGAGUGGCGCAAGCAAUCAUCAGAUCUGUAAUUGAUUUUAAAAGAGAUCCAUGGCCUAAAGUAUCCGACAAUGCGAAGGAUCUUGUCAAGAAAAUGCUCGAUCCAGAUCCCAGUAGGCGUCUCACAGCUCGUCAAGUCCUUGAACAUUCAUGGUUACAAAAUAUAAAAAAGGCACCAAAUGUCUCGUUGGGCGAGACUGUGAAAGCAAGGCUCAAGCAAUUCUCGGUGAUGAAUAAGCUCAAAAAGAGAGCUCUAAGGGUUGUGGCAGAGCAUUUAUCGGUUGAAGAGGCAGCUGGAAUUAAGGAAGCGUUUGAUAUGAUGGAUUCCGGAAAGAGGGGUAAAGUCAACCUCGAAGAACUCAAAGUUGGUCUGCAAAAGCUUGGCCACCAGAUUUCCGACCCGGAUAUUCAGAUUCUAAUGGAAGCUGCUGAUGUUGAUGGAGAUGGAACUUUGAAUUACGGGGAAUUUGUCGCCGUAUUAGUUCAUCUUCGGAAAAUGGCGAAUGAUGAGCACCUACACAAAGCUUUCGCCUUUUUCGAUAGAAAUCGGAGCGGAUAUAUAGAGAUUGAAGAGCUUCGAGAUGCUUUGAGUGAUGAAGACAAUGCCAACAGCGAGGAAGUUAUCAGUGCUAUCAUGCACGAUGUCGACACGGACAAGGAUGGGCGAAUAAGUUUUGAAGAAUUUGCUGUAAUGAUGAAAGCUGGUACGGAUUGGAGAAAAGCAUCGAGGCAAUAUUCACGAGAGAGAUUCAAUAGUUUAAGCUUGAAGUUGAUAAAGGAUGGCUCCGUAGAUAUAGCUAACGAAGGUAGAUAAUCAUCUUUCCAAACGAAAAAAAAAAAAUCUGAAAUAGGGAAAAAAAACGAGCGCUAAAAAAGGAACACGUCAUCGUGUGCGUUUUUUUCUUCCUCCUCGUCCUUUCGGUUUUCCGGGCCAGUUCAUGUGAGAUUGCUGUUUCUUGUAUUACACUUUCUUCAUUUAAAUUUAUUUUUUUGGCCCCAAUACAUAUCAUUAUAGACUGAGAGAGGCUUAGGUUGGAGAGUGCUUUGUUUUCUGUUUAUAUUUAGGUUGAUUUUGUGUGUGUUUGUAAAUAGCUAAAAGCGUGGGAGUAUUUUAAUAGGGUGGGGGUAAAAACGUCUUUUGAGGGAGGUAGUUCUUCUUGCACUGUACAUAUUAUGAGUCAAAUGUGGAUAGUUAUGCCAUUGUUGUUGAGAAAAUGUGUUAAAGGGCUUCUCUUUGAGUUUUUGUAAUGUACUUUUCUUUUCAUUGUAA